Messenger RNA from Penicillium diatomitis, 657 nucleotides. RefSeq lists its product as uncharacterized. The record is from RefSeq and is a predicted model, not a curated record. The transcript has a single exon. Lineage: Eukaryota; Fungi; Ascomycota; Eurotiomycetes; Eurotiales; Aspergillaceae. The coding region runs from base 1 to 657 and encodes 218 amino acids.
AUGUCUUUUCUGGCCGGGCUUUGCAGUUGCUUUUCCAGCGGAGAUGUCCAGCCACAAGUGGCUCUGUCUCGUCCCGAGAUGCAAAUGCGAUCCUCAUCAAAUGUGACGCCCAGCGGUGUUCAAACGGGGAGCUACACCUACAAUGACCGUGGCGAGGUUGUCCGCAUAGAGAAUCCUCUGGCACGCAGACUCGGGCACGGCCCUUCUCGCAGUGACCUGGACUCGGGCGGUUAUGCCAGUGUGGUUCCCCUGCCGCAGUAUACACCACGUCCGAUGAGCGUUCAUGAAAAGACGCUCGAGGCGCAUUUACGCGAUGCUCCCGUGUCCUCGGACUCGAGCUCUGUCUAUCAAGACGAGAAGCGUCGUCAGGCAUAUGAGGACGAAGCCACCUCCGACGACUCCUCUGUCUUUUCGUACCCCAGCAGUUUUGGCAAUACUUCCACCGCCACGAGGGAGACGCCACCACCUCCAUAUUCGCCUCGCGGCUCAAUGAUGAUAGGCCGGUCACGAACAGCAUCAAUCUCAUCAACAAUGGAUGUCACUGUUCGCCCUCCGCCGCUGGCUCGGCUUCAUGGAGCGUGUAUCACGGCUGUGCCGUCCGAGGCUGACGAUCAGUCCAUCCGGCGUCAUCGCAGAGGCUCAUGGCAGAGUCGGUGA